This is a messenger RNA of Suncus etruscus (white-toothed pygmy shrew), 914 nucleotides long. It is a transcript of the gene MPV17L2, whose product is annotated as MPV17 mitochondrial inner membrane protein like 2. Bases 45 to 707 code for a protein of 220 amino acids. Gene Ontology annotation, biological process: mitochondrial ribosome assembly. Lineage: Eukaryota; Metazoa; Chordata; Mammalia; Eulipotyphla; Soricidae. The record is from RefSeq and is a predicted model, not a curated record. Gene Ontology annotation, cellular component: membrane; cytoplasm. The transcript is spliced from 5 exons.
CCCGGAGCCCGGCCGGCUAGCUGGUGAGUGCGCGCUCGCCGGGCAUGGCCUCGGGCGGCUGGCGCUGGCUGCGGGGCCUGUGGGCCGCUGGGCAGCCGCUGUUCCAGGGUCGGGCGCUGCUCGUCACCAACACGCUGGGCUGCGGCACGCUGAUGGCGGCGGGCGACGGCGCGCGCCAGUCCUGGGAGCUGCGCGCUCGGCCCGGCCAGAAGUACGACCCGUGGCGCUCAGCAAGGAUGUUUGCGGUGGGCUGCAGCAUGGGACCCUUCCUGCAUUACUGGUACCUGUGGCUGGACCGUCUGCUCCCCGCUUCUGGCAUCCGGGGCCUCCCGAGCGUGCUCAAGAAGGUCCUCGUGGACCAGCUGGUCGCCUCCCCCUUGCUGGGCGUCUGGUACUUCGUGGGCAUUGGCUGCCUGGAGGGCCAGACCCUGGAGGAGAGCUGCCAGGAGCUGCGGGACAAGUUCUGGGAAUUCUAUAAGGCCGACUGGUGCGUGUGGCCCGCCGCACAGCUGCUCAACUUCCUCUUCGUGCCACCCCAGCUCCGUGUCACCUACAUCAAUGGGCUGACUCUGGGCUGGGACACCUACCUGUCCUACCUGAAGUACCGGAUCCCAGGACCCGCAUCGUCCUCGGGCUGCGUGGCCCUGGGUUCGGUGCACUCCGAGCUGACCCAGCCCCAGUCUGGAUGCAGGACGGGGCAAGACUGACUGGGCAAGGACCUGCCCACGCUGCCCGCCCAGCCCUGCUGGCCUGAUCGCCCCCUCUCCGGCCAGGCCUCAGUUUCUCCAUCUUGAACAUGCCCAUCCAGUGGGUGCCUCGGCCACAGACAAUCAGUCCUAGGGCUGCCUGGGAUGAAAGCAGGGGCUCUGAGGUCAGGGCCCCAAAUUCAGAGCCUGGGCAUAGCCCAGGCCCGG